This is a messenger RNA of Daphnia pulicaria, 1716 nucleotides long. Its product is annotated as acrosin-like. The transcript has 7 exons. Bases 211 to 1503 code for a protein of 430 amino acids. NCBI's taxonomy places the organism in Eukaryota, Metazoa, Arthropoda, Branchiopoda, Diplostraca, Daphniidae. Gene Ontology annotation, biological process: proteolysis. Gene Ontology annotation, molecular function: serine-type endopeptidase activity. The record is from RefSeq and is a predicted model, not a curated record.
AUUUACACCCUUCCGCAUCUACGCAUGGUGUAGACUGUAUAAAUAGCUUGCAUAACGAAUUGGGUGCGGUUGCAGUAGUUUACCCUUCAAAAAACUAAAGUGACAUUUAAUUUUUGGUCAUACAAUCAACGCGUUUGAGUAUAAAAGGGGAUCCACAAAUACAGCUAAAGCCAUACUCUUCAUCCAGCUCUCAUUGAAGAACGAGGCAAAAUGAAGUAUCCGAUUGUUUGCAUGUUGGUGUUGUUGGCUGUGGCCAACACCCUGGCUCAGUACUCCAGCCACCCGGGGUCAAAUCCCAUGCUACCCUUCAAUCCUCCCGUUUCCCAACAAGGAGCAGUGAACACGCAAAUGUGGCACGCCCAGGACGAGUUGGGUAGGGCUAGUUUCGGUUACGCCUACCCUGGGCAGGCUGCCGCCAAUUACCGUGACGCUGCCGGUAACAUGCUGGUCGGCUCCUGGAGUUACAUCAACCCGAAUGGCAAAUUGGUCGCCACUUCGUACGUGGCCGAUCACCGAGGCUACCGCGUUCAAUCCAACGACUUGCCCGUCGCUCCCGUAGACACUUCGGCUGCAGUAGUUGCCCCUCCUACGACUAAGGACGUUUCCAAGGAGAUUAAACCCGUUAUCGCCGAUACGAGUAGGAAAUCCUUUUCUAAGGAUCUUACCGACGUGACGGUUGCCGACGACUAUCAAUGUCUUACACGCCGCCGGAAGCGUCAAACCGACCAAUUCCCAGGUGCUGUCUUCCGGAUGGUAGCCAGCCCCAUAACUCCGAAGAAUAAAUACCCUUUCAUGGUUGCGCUGGUUACAUUAAGUAAGAAUAAGAAACGGUCCCAGCACGCUUGCGGAGCAUCUUUGAUUUCCUCGACCAAACUCCUGACUGCGGCUCACUGCAUAACACUAGGCGAUACGAAUCAGUUUGACGGUCGUAGUUACCAGGCCAAUUUUGGGCAGCAAUUCCGCAACGCCACGACAACCGAUGCCCAGAUGACGAGAGACGUCGUUGCUUAUGUAAUUCACGAAGCCUACGAACCUCUGUCGAAGAGGAACGACGUGGCCAUCCUGACGCUGGAUUCACCCGUGGAAUUCACCGAGAACAUCUCGCCGAUUUGCUUGCCACAAAAGUGCAUGGACGUCAAGUUUGUCGGCAGGAGUGUGACGGCCAUGGGGUGGGGCUACAUGAAGGAAGAUUCUGGCAUGGAAUCUGACUACCUUCGAAGCGCUUCGCUCGACGUCAUUUCAAAUGCAAAAUGCCAAGAAACCAACGGUGCUCUUAUAGAUCGUGAGUUUUGCGCCUACAAGGAGGGGAAAGGCACAUGUCAAGGUGACAGCGGCGGCCCAUUGAUCACCGAUCACGGAAGUGACGAUCUCAAUUGCCGAUUCGUUCAGGUUGGCAUCGUCAGCUCUGGAUUUGGAUGCGCAAGGAAAGGAGUACCCGGCGUAUACAUGAAAGUGACGUCAUUUGUUUCUUGGAUCAAGAAAUACCUUUAUUUACAAAACUAAAGAGAGGUGGUGCAGCAAUCGGCACUUGAAAUCCGGACGCGACUGUUGUCAUAUGUCGACUUUUUCAUUGAAUUCAUUCACCAAUAAUGCAAUGUCUAGCCGUGGUUGCAAUUAGUCGUGGAGCAGUUCCAAUUCGAACACUAACCUACUUUGUUUCCGUCCGUUUCCUGUGACGCAUGUGUCCAACAUAUUUUUUCCCCCAUCUAAUUUUUA